AGUAACUUGGCCCAAUCUUUAUACACAAUAUCAGAUGUGCAAUCAUGUGUUGAUAAGAUACAGCCUGUUCGAUAUGGUGAAAAUCUUGAUUUAUACGGAGUUGAAGUUACUGCACAUAGCGCUGGAUAUUGUUUAGGCAGUGCUAAUUGGUCGAUAAUUUGUGAUACUGAAAAAAUUGCGAUGAUAUCCUCCUCUUCCAUAAUAACUGAUAUUCAUCCAUUGCCAUUUAACAAAUCUGUAUUGAAUGACGUUGAUGUCGUUAUCUUUAGUGAUUUGUGCGAAUCACAUAGUGAAGGUGAUGUUAGAUUAGAAUCUAUUUUACCUAUGUUACGUGAUAUUGGAAAUUAUGCAGGGGACGUUUUAGCGAAUAAGGGAAACGUCUUAAUUCCCUGUGUCCUUAAUGGUAUAAUGUUUGACGUGCUAGAUUAUCUUGGGAGACAUUUAAAUUCCAGAGGACUUGGCGGUGUUCCAUUUUAUGCUAUUUCUCCUAUAGCUGAAGAAUCGCUCAAGUAUUCAUUUAUUUCAGGUGAAUGGAUGUGUGAAGAAAGACAGCUACGUAUGUACAUUCCAGAGAAUCCGAUGGUUCAUAAAGAUAUGUUUGAUAGAAAUUUGCUCUAUUACGCUGCUCGUGCUGAUAGUUCUCUCCAGGAAAUAUAUCAAGAACCAU
Molecule: messenger RNA, 667 nt
Organism: Racocetra persica
Lineage: Eukaryota; Fungi; Glomeromycota; Glomeromycetes; Diversisporales; Gigasporaceae
Source: the annotation of a GenBank genome assembly